Messenger RNA from Lactuca saligna, 297 nucleotides. NCBI's taxonomy places the organism in Eukaryota, Viridiplantae, Streptophyta, Magnoliopsida, Asterales, Asteraceae. The record is from the annotation of a GenBank genome assembly.
AUGAAAAGGAAUCCCAUGGAGGGACUGAUUGUGUCUAAGUGGUCCAAACUUAUCAAAAUUAGGGCUUUUAAGUUCCGUUCCCUUUUUGUUUAUCGGGAUAAUAGAAGAAGGAACGGCAGUAUAAACGAAGGCAACGUGAGGUGUGAAGGCGAAAGACGAUCGGACAACGAAGGAAAAUGGGAUACGGGAGCAGCGAAAUCAGAUGGCGAGAAGGAAGCUCGCAGGCGCGCGGCUGCUACUCCGGACGUCUUGGCCAAUCACGAAGAGGGAGAUGGCUCCGGUGCUUGGCCGAACUGA